AUGGCGAAGAAGCACCGAGUUAAGCGUCAAAAGUACGUGGAGCACCUUCGACGCCUAGAGAAGGAGAGGGAUGAAUAUUUGGCAAAGCGCAUGCGUUCCAAACGAAGCCGCGCGGAGCGCAAUGAGGAGGACAUCUUUGGCGAGGCCAAAGACAAUCUCGUGAUGGGCGAAAGGAAGCGUGAGCGCAAAGAGGCGCCUGGCAAGGAUCAGGCGAUCGUUCCCUCGCACGAGGACAAGGCGAGGGACAACAAGGGUGACGUCUUCGUCGAUGUGAAGAAGGCGGAGAGUAAGGGGAAGGAUGCUACGUUACCGGCAGCGAAGGCAGGGGGGAGGCGACUCAAUCGUAAGUAUUGA
Molecule: messenger RNA, 354 nt
Organism: Trypanosoma rangeli
Lineage: Eukaryota; Euglenozoa; Kinetoplastea; Trypanosomatida; Trypanosomatidae
Exons: 1
Coding region: 1-354 (117 amino acids)
Source: RefSeq, a predicted model, not a curated record